AUGCCCUCCCUCACCACCGCUCCCGAUGCCCACAUCCGCCUGUUGCCUGCUGCGAAGCAGGGGCUGCCCAUCACCACCACCACCCAGGGGCUGCAGGAGAUCGCCCACAACCAUAUCACAAAGGGUCUGGGACGACUCCGUGACCACGUCUUCAAGGAAGGCAAGGGGCUGCGCGUGCUUACUACCGAUGGGCGCAAGCUGCUUGACUUUACAUCUGGUAUCGGAGUGACUUCUCUCGGCCAUGCCCACCCCGACGUCACAGAGGCCAUCAUUGCCCAGGCCCAGUCCAUCAUCCACAUUCAAUGCGCCAUCGCCCUAUCGGAGCCUUAUGUCCAGCUCGUCGAAUCGCUGCUUACCAUGAUGCCCGACCCGAGCUUGGACAGCUUCUUCUUCUGGAAUUCCGGAUCCGAGGCGGUCGAGGCGGCCAUCAAGGUCGCGAGGGCGUCUACUAAGCGGAACAACAUUGUGGUCAUGCAGGGUGGAUACCACGGGCGGACGUCUGGCGCGGCGGCAUUGACCCGGUCAAAGACGUCCUUCUUCAAGGGGACUGGGCCUCUGAUGCCAUGCGUCUACACCACCGCCUUCCCGUACUGGCACCCCAUGGGCGUACCCAAGGAGACAUCCGAGGAGGAGCUCGUCCGCCAGGCCAACCUCUCCAUCGACAAUCUCCUCCAGCAGCAGUCCGCCCCAGAAGACACAGCUGCCAUCUUUGUCGAACCGGUCAUUGGCGAGGGCGGCUAUGUCCCCGCCCCCAAGGCGUUCCUCCAGCAUCUCCGGAAGGUCUGCGACAAGCACGGCAUUCUCCUCCUGAUGUUAGACGAGAUCCAGACUGGGUUCGGACGGACAGGAAAGAUGUUUGCUAUCGAGCACUCUGGCGUCAAGCCGGAUCUUAUCAUCUACGCCAAGGGCUUUGCGAACGGAAUGCCCAUCUCGGGCAUUGUCACCCGCAAAGAGAUCAUGGACUCGAUGCCGCCAGGGUCACUCGGUGGAACCUACUCGGGCAACGUUGUCGCUUGCGCCGCCGCACUCGCCACCACCACCUAUAUGCGCACACACGAUAUCCUCGGAAACGUCAACGAGCGCUCCGAGCAGAUCUUUGCUGGACUCCGUGCUAUCCAGGCCGACACUGCUAAUGGUGGAUGGAUGAUUGAAGAGGUCCGCGGAAAAGGAUUAAUGGUGGCGAUGGAAUUCAAAGACCCCAACUCGACCCUCACCUCAUCCCACUCCAAAGGACCCAACGUUACCCUCCCGCCCAACCUCAACAAGCUCGUCCAGGACGCUUGCAUGGAUCGCGGUCUCCUCACCCUCACCACCAGUAUCUAUCCCGUUCUGCGCAUGAUCCCGGCGUUGAUCUUGUCCGAGGCGGAUGUGGAAGAGAUGCUGAGCACUAUGCGCGAGGCGGUCAAGGAGGUGGCGAGGCAGGUAGAGGGUAAGGGGGAGCCAGAGCAGACUGGUGAGGUCGUGGGCGCCGCUCACGGUGGUGCCGAGGGUGACUAG
Dioszegia hungarica is the source of this 1497-nucleotide messenger RNA. Its product is annotated as putative ornithine-oxo-acid aminotransferase. The transcript is spliced from 6 exons. The coding region runs from base 1 to 1497 and encodes 498 amino acids. Lineage: Eukaryota; Fungi; Basidiomycota; Tremellomycetes; Tremellales; Bulleribasidiaceae. Gene Ontology annotation, molecular function: identical protein binding; pyridoxal phosphate binding; transaminase activity. The record is from RefSeq and is a predicted model, not a curated record.